AUGUCUCAUCUUGUAUCGGCCAAUUCCAUCACAAAACGUCAAAGUGGUCUCAUAUGGAGUGAAAUAAAACAGCUCUGGGAUGUUGGCCUAGAAGAGUAUGUCCGGGACAUGUGGAACGUUAUAGACUUUAUCACCAACUCGCUAUACGUAGCCACCGUAGCAUUAAGAAUCGUUUCUAUUUAUCAGGUCAAGCUAUAUCCUAACGCUUCGGAAAUCAGAAGGGAGCACUGGGAUGCCUGGGAUCCAAUGCUGAUUUCCGAGGGACUGUUUUCAGCAGCGAACAUAUUUAGUUCUCUGAAGCUGGUGUACAUAUUCUCCGUUAAUCCACAUCUGGGACCACUUCAAGUGUCAUUAUCGAGAAUGGUGAUGGAUAUUAUGAAGUUUUUCUUUUUAUUCGUCUUAGUGUUAUUCGCCUUUUCAUGUGGUCUAAAUCAACUCCUCUGGUAUUAUGCGGAUGCAGAAAGAACCCGCUGUCGACAUGAGGGUGAUGAUCAUAUGAGUCGUAAUCAAACAGAGCCUGAUUCCAAUGCCUGUACCAUAUGGAGGCGAUUUUCAAAUUUGUUUGAAACAAGUCAAACUCUCUUCUGGGCAGUUUUUGGUCUGAUAGACUUGGAAAGCUUCGAACUCAACGAAAUAAAAAUAUUCACAAGAUUUUGGGGAAUGUUGAUGUUCGGUACAUAUUCUGUUAUAAAUAUAGUAGUUCUUCUCAACUUACUGAUAGCUAUGAUGAAUCAUUCCUAUCAGCUGAUAUCGGAACGUGCGGACUCCGAAUGGAAAUUCGCUCGCAGCAAACUCUGGAUCAGUUACUUUGAGGAAGGCGGCACCGUGCCCGUCCCUUUCAACAUCAUUCCGACUCCCAAGAGUUUGUGGUACAUAAUCGAGUGGAUCCGCAGAAAGUUUUGCGGCUACUCCAGGGCGGCGAAGAAAGAGCACAUGAGGACGAUCAGGAGGAAAGUAAAGAAGGCGAGUGAACGUGACUUUAGAUACCAAGGCAUUAUGAGAAAUUUGGUUCGGCGGUACGUGACGGUGGAACAAAGGAAAGCAGAAAAUCAAGGCGUCACUGAGGACGAUGUCAACGAGAUCAAACAAGAUAUAUCUGCGUUCCGCUUUGAGCUGAUAGAAAUACUGAAGAAUUCAGGAAUGAACACAUCGACUGCGCAUAAUGUGAUGGGUACUGGUGGGAAGAAAAAUCGACAGAAAGAGCGACGCCUCAUGAAGGGUUUCAACAUAGCGCCCCAGCCGUCUACUUCGUCUGCUUCACUACCUCCCGUUGCCGAAUUCAUUGCAUCCCUUCAGCAACAUCACGAUGAUCAUCAUCAUCACCACGACUUUUUCGGAUCUACGUUGUCUGGAAUAUUCGCCAACUCCACGCCAAGGAAGCUGCACCAACAGAGUAGCACAGUGUCUUCGUCUCAGGGGAGUAUCAAUGAAGGACUACACCAUCACCAUAACCAUCAUAAAAGAUCCGAAAGUUUAUCAGACUCUAAUCCCAGUUUGGACGUGCAGCCUGAUAUACCUCGUGAAAGAGAAUUGCAUGGAAUCGCUCAUGGUUUGGCGCUGUUGAAAAAAAAGAGAAAGAAAUUUUCGGCUUCCAGGAAUACUAGCCCAAUUAUUCCUCCUACGAAUCCAAUUGAGCUCUCUCAUAAGAAAUUCCAACCCGUGAAGGCUUUGAAACGGGCUUCAAGCGUACCAACCAGGGUACCAGAAAUGGUUCAAAUCACGCACAGACACGAAAAGACUCAGUCUCAACAAGACUCCAUCGAAUUACCAACGACGGUACCAUCCACUCUCACCCCCUCAACGACUGAAGAGAGCGUCAACACCGUCGGUCAACCGACUGCAACGAGUGGAACUUCCAGAGAUCCGCUCUUGUUCAACUCUUCUUCCAGCAAUCCUGCCAAUGGAUCGUUGCAAACACCUGACGAAGAAUACAGGCAUCAUUCUUCACAGUCUCUACCGAAACUGCCUGGCGUCAUUCCUCUCUGUGGUCAUACUGCUCCAACAGGGUGGUUGUAAUAACUUUACGGGGUUUAAAUGUAGUUGACAAUGUUUCCUGUUGAAUGAUGGAGGUUUGGGCUUCAAUUGUGUACAAAAGUGUUAACAGAUUCGAAAGCUUUAAAGAAAAAAUAAAAAAAUUUAUAAAAUAUUAUAAGAAUAUUGGCUUUCACGGCCGUGGUCACGAUUAUAAAGAACAAAAUCGGUGCUGGUAGGUCACGAUCGGAAGGAACUUGUAGUAUCAAAGUUUCGUCAGCUAUAUCGGCAGAUAUCUUCAGUGGUUUGAGCAUUGACUGCAAGGACAUAGAUGAUAUCUUGAGGUUUCAUCAACAACUGAAUAGGGAGUUCCGUGUUCACUCAUAUUUAUAAUAGAAGGGGAUUAGUUCGCACUGAUGCUAGGUUGUUCCAAAUGGUUCACGUUGCUGAUAGAUGUGCUGCAGAAGAAAUAUCGAAUAGAGUAUUAUUGAAAUCCAUUUUUCACCUUCUUAAGUUUUGGAUACCACAUUCUGGUGACUUGUAUACCUCAUCCUUUCCCAAUGUAUUCUAGAAGACAAAACAACAAUUUCUUUAUAUUUUAUCACAUGGUAUGUUUCCCUAGGACACAGACUUUUCCUAUGUACCACAAGUACAAAUUUUACAUCAUGAAUUCAAAUCACUCAACUGAGGAAAUGAGAACUAUUGGCCUGCAACCUAAUGAUGUUCUUGUCAGCUUCGAUGUCGUUUCUCUCUUUUCCAUUGUACCACUCAUGGACACGUUGGAGCAGAUUGAAACAGUUUUCUCACGGACUUCAUAGCCCCAUGACCACUAUGUAUCAGCAAUGAAAUAAUUGUUUCGCCAAAUGAAUGGAUAGAGUCGCCAUGGAAAGUGGUUGCAGUGGUUACAAAUUUCUACAUGCGAGUUUUCUAGAAAAAACCGCUCAGCAUCACUCCACUUUUAUGGUUUGGAACUUCGGGAAAUGAGCAUGAGAACAGUUUCUAUGUAACAAUCAGCUCACCUUGGAAAAGGAAAACAAAAGAAAAAUAUCAUUUCUGGAUGUCACGAUCGAUAUAAAAACUGAAACUAAGUCACACAGCUAAUCGCAAACUGAAUCAUACUAAUCGAUACCUCGACAAAAACUCAAAUAAUUUUCAGUAAUGAUGAAAACCCUCAUUAGUCACCAAGAUGUUUGAGUCACAUCUUCUUGAAGAAGAUAUUCAUCAUCUUGUCCUUUACCAAACUCUACAGGACAAUCAGUAUACCUGGCAGGAAAUCCAACGCGUAUUCUAGAAUAAAUAGCUCAUUUUUUACCAUGAACCAACAGACUGAGGUAGACACAGUCUACUUGCUUUACCUGAACAACGUCACUGAUUGCAUUGGGAAACUAUUCAGAAAUAAUAACAUUCUUUUGAAGACAAAACACAAUCAGUACAGAAAAAUCUCAAGGCACUCUAAGAGUGGUGCCAUUCAAAAGUCAACUGAUUCUGCAACACUAUCAGAUCAGUCAAGAAACAAGAGCGCCUUUAGAUGAUUUUCUGUUUCUGUAGCUCAGUGUACAACAUACCUUUCGAAUGCAGCAUACAAGAACACGAAUGUUGUUUGACAUUCCACUUAUAGCCUAACUCAUUUAUUGUUUUUUUUUUCAUAUCAUAAUCAUUUGUUUUCUCAACAAAGUGGCUUUUUGAUGUUUUCUGAAUUUUAUAUUUGUCUUUUUUUUCUUCAAUAAUUUGGACAUUUUUCGCUAAUUUUAAGUAAGCCUUUCAAAUAUUUCCAGUCUUGUUAUUUUCACUGUUUGUAAUUUCCGCUUAUUUUCAAUAUUAUAUCCCUUUAUUUUCUCUUCUUGUAGCUUUCAUAUCUGUUAAUACCUUUUUAGACAAUCGAAAUCCAAAUCGCCAAAUUUUAUCUUCACGGGGCCAUUAGACUUACAGCAUUUUCAGUAUAAACAUUUACCAGGAGGGGUCAUCAUAUUUGAGAACAAAACUCAGUUUGAAACAGUAACUGCUAAAAAUGGGUAUGGAAGAUAACAUAUAGUUAAGUAUCAUUAUUUGUGAAUGGUAAAUGGAAUAAAUGUUCUUUUUAACGGGUAAGGCUAGUUUUUGAAGAAUUUUGAAUCAAACUCGAGUAUUUUAAUACACUGAUCACUAGUAUAUACAGUGUCAUCCCCAAAGUAUGCACCAUAUGGAAAACUUAUCU
Leptinotarsa decemlineata (Colorado potato beetle) is the source of this 4165-nucleotide messenger RNA. RefSeq names its product Transient receptor potential cation channel gamma (gene Trpgamma). Gene Ontology annotation, biological process: calcium ion transmembrane transport; regulation of cytosolic calcium ion concentration. Gene Ontology annotation, molecular function: store-operated calcium channel activity; inositol 1,4,5 trisphosphate binding; protein binding. The record is from RefSeq and is a predicted model, not a curated record. NCBI's taxonomy places the organism in Eukaryota, Metazoa, Arthropoda, Insecta, Coleoptera, Chrysomelidae. Gene Ontology annotation, cellular component: plasma membrane; cation channel complex.